AUGACAUUUUCUCAACAUAUUGCCCGCUUUCGGGAGAGGCGAGCUUGCGCCGAACCACUACCUACAGAAGUAGCGCCCUACACAUCAUCGACCUUCUUCAAGGCCAAGCAAUCUGGGUCCAAGAACAAGGCGCGGAGAUGGGAUCACCGCUUCAGUCUUGAAAGCGCCACCCACGAAUCAUCACCAUUGAAAUCCGCCUCCAGGAGCAAACAGACCAAGUUAAUCAGCCUGGGAACUGCCCGUCCGACGCCAGAGUACUAUCCGUGGAUGUCGAUGCAUAUGGAAACCCUCGAUACGCCUCUCGAAGGGAUGGCCAGCCAAUCAUCUCUCCCGCUCAUGUCCUGCACCAAAGGCGAAGACAGCUACGACUUUUCAGUCGCCAUGAACUACGGCUACUCGGCGGGGUCUCCGCAGUUAUUGCGUUUCAUCACCGAGCACGUGGAGAUGAUACACAAACCGCAGUACGACGACUGGGAAAGCUGCCUGACCUGUGGUACCACCUCGGCGCUAGAGAUUGCCUUUCGCAUGUUCUGCAACCGUGGCGAUGUCGUGCUCGUGGAGCAGUUCACAUAUCCUGGUACACUUGCCGCGAUGCGAGGUCAGGGGCUGCACGCGUUGGGAAUAGAAAUGGACAGCUUGGGUCUCGUUCCGAGCGAUCUCGAACAGAAGCUGGAAAGUUGGGACUGUACUGCAGGGCCAAAGCCCUUUGUGCUCUACACCAUCCCUACCGGCCAAAACCCAACAGGUACAACGCAAAGUGCAGCUCGACGGCGGCAAAUCUACGACAUUGCCGUAAAGCACAAUCUAUACAUCAUCGAGGACGACCCAUAUUACUUUCUUCAAAUGGGGAAUGACGGCUCUGGAUCGAAGUCACGGGGAUUGUCUGAGCUGGAUGAGUACAUGGCUCAACUGCCGCCAUCCUAUCUCUCGCUAGAUGUGAGCGGCCGAGUGCUUCGCAUGGACACGGCGUCCAAGAUCCUUGCCCCGGGCCUUCGUUGCGGCUGGGUCACAGGCUCCUCGCAAGUCGUGGACAAGUUCAUCGCGUACUCUGAAAUCAGCGUUCUGUCACCGAGCGGACCAUCACAGGUCAUGAUGUACAAGCUGCUGGACCAGUCCUGGGGCCAUGACGGGUUCAUCAGGUGGCUGGCAGCCCUGUCACAGAAAUAUCGCCAGAGGCGCGACACCAUGCUCAGAGCGCUUGAGAGGUUUCUUCCCAUGGAUGUGUGCAGCUGGGGGUGGCCCGAUUCAGGCAUGUUCCUGUGGGUUGUCAUCGACCUUGCGAAGCACCCGCAGCUACAUUGCGCGGAGACGGCAUCGCGGCCCCUGAAGCUAUGUCAGGAUGCAGAGGACAGGAUUUACCAGAAAUCGAUGGCCAAUGGGGUCUUGGUGAGUAAGGGUAGCUGGUUCUCGGUGGGCAAGCCUCAAGACAGGCAUGUGUCUUUCCGCCUCACCUUUGCGGCGGCUGCAAAGGGGGAGCUAGCACAUGCGAUUCGCACAUUUGCAGAGGCAGUCAAAUCAGAGUUUUCGAGUAACUAG
Messenger RNA from Purpureocillium lilacinum, 1536 nucleotides. Its product is annotated as aromatic/aminoadipate aminotransferase 1. The record is from RefSeq and is a predicted model, not a curated record. Gene Ontology annotation, molecular function: aromatic-amino-acid:2-oxoglutarate transaminase activity; L-2-aminoadipate:2-oxoglutarate transaminase activity; pyridoxal phosphate binding. Lineage: Eukaryota; Fungi; Ascomycota; Sordariomycetes; Hypocreales; Ophiocordycipitaceae. Gene Ontology annotation, biological process: aromatic amino acid catabolic process; L-tyrosine biosynthetic process.